Messenger RNA from Drosophila willistoni, 2713 nucleotides. RefSeq names its product myc protein (gene Myc). Lineage: Eukaryota; Metazoa; Arthropoda; Insecta; Diptera; Drosophilidae. The coding region runs from base 33 to 2390 and encodes 785 amino acids. Gene Ontology annotation, biological process: regulation of transcription by RNA polymerase II. The record is from RefSeq and is a predicted model, not a curated record. The transcript has 2 exons. Gene Ontology annotation, molecular function: protein dimerization activity; RNA polymerase II cis-regulatory region sequence-specific DNA binding; DNA-binding transcription factor activity, RNA polymerase II-specific.
AAGAAACAAAAAAACAAAACAAAACUGACAAAAUGAUUAAACAAAAUACCUAUAUGAUGGAUAUCUAUGGCAGUUCACCGCCAAAUAUGUACGAUUAUCAACCGAUAUUCGAUUUUGAUGAUAAUCUAAUGGAUAAUACAGAUCAAUUGCCCAGCAUACAGAGCGAUGUUGAGAAAGUGAAAACAGAUGAUUUCUAUGAUGAUUGCCUCGGUGAUGUAUUUGGCAAUUGUAUGGAGGACGAUGAUGUUAUAUGUUUUAAGAAGGAUUUACAAUUCGUUGACUGCAUGUGGUCGGCAACGGCAAGUUGUAGCAAAAAUGGCGGUGUAAAUAAUAAUAAUUCCAAUAAUUGUAAUGGCAAUGGCGGCAAUGGCAGCAACAACAAUUCUACACAAAUUGCAAGUGCCGCAUCAAGUUAUAGCGAAAGUGGAGCCCUGCCACCGGCUAUUGUGACGGGGACGACAUUGAUAACUGAUACAGAAGCGGCAUUAGCGGCAGCAUUGAGACUAGUGUCAUCGAACAGCAGUAAUUCCUCAUCAUCCACCUCAUCUUGCUCCUCCUCAUCAUCGUCAUCCUCCUCAAGUACAACAACACCGCCCAUUGUGAUCAAACAGGAACCAUUGGAUCCUUUUGACAUAAGCAGCAGUAACAAUAACCAACAACAACAACAACAGCAACAACGACGUAAAUAUAACAAUAGCUAUGACAAGGAAAAUAAACGCAAUGGAAGUGGUCAUAUUAAUGGCGGAAGUAAUGUUAAAUUCACUGAUAUACCACCCGGUGGUAGUCUAUUGCGUAAAAGUUGCCAAAAAUCACCAACAACUGGUCGCAACAACAACAACAACAACAACAAUUCAAAUGCCACAAAAUGUACACGUCCCGAUACUCCAUUCAGUCCACAUGAUGAGAUCUCAACCUGUAUUAAGGGUAGCAAUAAUAUAUCCUUAUCGGCAGCAUUAUCAGCCAGUGAUUUCAUUGAUCAUUUGAGUCGUGAGCUACAGAAUACGACGAAGAAGCGUAUUUCUUUGCCAUUUCAAUUGACACAGGGUGGAGGAGAUAUUAAUGAAGUGCUUGAUGUACUCGAUGAAUUGAGCUCUCAGCAACAAGAUACAAUUAUGACAACGCCGACAACAAUAACAACAACAACAAAUGGAUCAUCAUCAGGGAUCGGGUGUUCAUUAUCAUUGGCAAUCGAUGAUAGCGGUUGCAGUAGCAGCAAUUCAGUUAAUAUGACAAGUCCCCCCGCCACAUCAUCUGAUUGCGAUUCAGAUGGCGGUGAUUGUUCCAUGGGUGAAAAUUCCAGCUGUUCACGUGAAUUCUCGACAAGUUCAUCAAUGCGUUAUAAAAAUUUACGUCAUCACAUAAGCGACCAUAGUUAUACACGUUGCAACGAAAUGGCCGAUGAGCAUCCCCCAUUGGAGACACCUUCUGAUUCUGAUGAAGAAAUCGAUGUGGUCACUUUGACUGAUAAGAAGUUACCCACAAAUCCAUCAGAUCGCGAUCUGGGUGCCCUACAAUAUCAAGUUGCUCACAAAAUGAUUUGGAAUGGCUCAAAGAAAUUUUCACAUCCAUGCUAUGAAUUCUCAACACCAGCCAGCAUUAGUCCAGUCAAAUCGGUGGCAAAUCUAUCCUCAGCAUCAUCAUCAUCAUCUUCCUCCUCUUCCACAUCAUCGUAUUCGCCCAAGAAUGCAUACAAUUUUUCAAACGAUGAUUAUGACUUUGGGCAAUCAUCAUUAACAUCUGCAUUAAAGAUGCCAACAGCGGCGUCUGUGACAUCAACAACAAUGGGCAAGGGACGUAAACGUUAUUUUGUGAAUCUAACUGAAGCCAAUUCGGACGAAGUUCGUCCAAAAUUGAAACCAACCUCAUCAUCAUCAUCGUCGGCAUCGUCAACAACAUCGACGCCAAUGAUUAAUAAACGUUGUCGAAGCAAAAAGUUUGCUGCUUCCAACGCCACCAAUAGAAAUAACAAUGUUAGCCCAAGUAAUAUGGAUAUGGUCUUUCCAACAUUGGGUGGUGCGGCUAGCGGUGCUGGUGGUGUCAGUAGCAGUAGUAGCAAUAGCGGCUCUACAACACCCACACCUGCCAUGCUGAAGCGCCAAUAUAGUUUGGAUGAGGCCGAUACCAUCGAGAAGCGUAAUCAGCAUAAUGAUAUGGAGCGUCAACGUCGCAUCGGACUUAAGAAUCUGUUCGAAGCACUCAAAAAGCAAAUACCAACCAUUCGUGAUAAGGAGCGAGCGCCGAAGGUGAAUAUAUUGCGUGAGGCGGCCAAAUUGUGUCAGCAAUUGACCGAAGAUGAGCAUACAUUGGAGAAACAGCUGCAAAAGUUGAGGGAAAAGCAAAGGGCGCAUCAAGAAUUGCUCCAUCGAUUGCGUUCAAUGAAGACGGAAUGAUGAUAGCGAGUAACGUGUAACGAGUACCGAGUACCGAGUAGUGUGUAGCGAGUAGUGAGUAAAAAGAAUAUAAGGUAAACACACACAAAACACAAACAAACAAACAAAAACAAAUGAGUUAGAAAAAAGGCGGCGCCUAAAUCGCAAAUUUUUGAUAGUUUUAUAUAUGUGUAUAUAUAGAAAAGUUAUAUAUAUAUAUAUAUAAUUACAUUAUUGACAUAACCUUAACCCUUACCCCAUUAACUUCAAUAUCAGUUAGUAAGAGCAAAAAGAAUAGAAAAACAUAAGCAUGCGGGAAUACAUAUUAUUAAUUUUAUAAAAUU